UCUCAUUCCUAUUCCAGGAACGAGUUUAGAAAAACAAAGCAAGAAGGGUUUCUUUCUUCUUCAUCCUUUCUUUCUGGUUACAUUUCUUUGUCAUGACUGCUUCGAAGUUUAUUGCAGUCUUGGCUUUUCUUUUUAUUGUGUUAAGCAACAAUGGCGUAGAGGGAUCUCAUAAGAUUUAUCCAGAGUAUCAAAGCCUUUUUCCUGUUAAGAUCAGUAAAACCCAUAGAACUGGCUACCACUUUCAGCCUCCUAAGCAUUGGAUCAACGAUCCAAACGGGCCUAUGUACUAUAAUGGGAUAUAUCAUCUCUUCUAUCAGUAUAAUCCCAAAGGUGCUGUUUGGGGCAAUAUCGUUUGGGCACAUUCUGUUUCAAAAGAUUUGGUCAAUUGGGAAUCCCUUGAGCCUGCAAUUUACCCUUCAAAAUGGUUUGAUAAAAAAGGAUGUUGGUCCGGAUCCGCCACAAUCCUACCGGGUAAUAAACCCAUAAUCCUUUACACUGGAAUCGACCCACACGAACGUGAAAUUCAAAACUAUGCAAUACCCAAAAAUUUAUCCGACCCAUAUCUCCGUGAGUGGAUCAAGCCCGAUGACAAUCCGGUGGUGAAUCCGGGCAAGGGCGUGAACGCCAGCGCCUUCCGAGACCCUACCACGGCUUGGUUCGCUGAUGGGCAUUGGAGAAUCGUGGUUGGGAGUAGAAGAAAGCAUAGAGGCAUGGUAUAUUUGUAUAGGAGUAAGGAUUUUAAGACGUGGAUACAGGCCAAACACCCACUUCAUUCGGUUGCCGAAACGGGUAUGUGGGAGUGCCCGGAUUUAUUUCCCGUUUCAAGAUCCAGUCAAAACGGGUUGGACGCUUCAGUUGCUGGAGAACAUGUGAAACAUGUAUUUAAAGUUAGCUUAGACUCGAAAAGAUACGAAUACUAUACGGUUGGUACUUAUCAUAAGAAGAAUAAGGAAAGAUAUAUUCCUGAUAAAGGUUCAGUUGAUGGUUGGGCUGGGCUUAGAUUUGAUUAUGGGAAUUUUUAUGCCUCGAAGACUUUCUUUGACCCAAGCAAGGAUAGGAGGAUUUUAUGGGGUUGGGCUAAUGAGUCUGAUACGCCUAAGGAUGAUACACGCAAAGGAUGGGCUGGCAUUCAGACUAUUCCACGGAAGAUUUGGCUAGAUGCUAGUGGCAAACAAGUGGUACAAUGGCCUGUUGAAGAAUUGGAGAAAUUGAGAGGACAUAAGGUUCAAUGGACCAAUAAAAAACUGGAAAGAGGAAAAUAUUUUGAAAUCAGAGGCAUCACUGCUGCCCAGGCUGAUGUAGAUGUUACCUUCUCAUUUUCAAGCCUUGACAAAGUUGAAACUUUUGACCCUAAAUGGGCUAACAUUCCUGCACAAGAAGUUUGUGCUCAAAAGGGAUCCAAAAGUCAAGGGGAAUUGGGCCCAUUUGGGCUCUUGACAUUAGCAUCUGAACAUCUUGAAGAAUUUACUCCUGUCUCCUUCAGAGUAUUCAAAGCACCAAAAAAACAUGUUGUUCUCCUUUGCUCUGAUGCAAGAAGCUCUUCCUUGGGGCCUGCAUUGUACAAGCCAUCUUUUGCUGGAUUUGUUGAUGUGGAUUUAUCGAACAAGAAGCUUUCAGUUAGGAGUUUAAUUGAUCAUUCAGUGGUAGAAAGUUUUGGAGCUGGAGGUAAAACAGUGAUAACAUCUAGGGUUUAUCCUACAAUUGCUAUCAGAGACAAGGCUCAUUUGUUUGUGUUCAACAAUGGAUCACAGACUAUUACAGUGGAAAAUCUUAAUGCUUGGAGCAUGAAAAAGCCUGUCAUGAAUGUUCCUCUAAAGAACUGAGGGGAAAAAUAAAGAAGGGAAGAUGUAUGUUUAAUUUUAGUUUUAGCUUUAGCAUCCAAAUUGAAAAUUUUGGAUCAACUAUUAUAUUAGAAGUUUCUGUAGAGUGCUAGUUUGAGUUAUGAGAUAAAAUAAAUAUCUUUAUCAUCCAUGUAACAGAUUUAACUCUUUGAGUAAUUUGUAGUUUUCGCCUUACUCUAAUAGUUUCCAAUAUAAA
Messenger RNA from Jatropha curcas, 2037 nucleotides. RefSeq names its product beta-fructofuranosidase, insoluble isoenzyme 3. NCBI's taxonomy places the organism in Eukaryota, Viridiplantae, Streptophyta, Magnoliopsida, Malpighiales, Euphorbiaceae. Gene Ontology annotation, molecular function: hydrolase activity, hydrolyzing O-glycosyl compounds. The record is from RefSeq and is a predicted model, not a curated record. Gene Ontology annotation, biological process: carbohydrate metabolic process.